AUGUCUGCAACUGCACCCGCCCAGGCUGACCAGGUAGCCAUGGGAGACUGGCUUUCCUCCAGUUCCUCCAACUACCUGGUCCUGUCUUUCCUGGGGCAGGGAACCUUUGGCAAAGUUGCCAAGUGCAUGAGGAUGCACGACAAGAGGACCGUUGCCAUCAAGAUGAUGACAAAUCGGGGCUCUUUAGUCCGACAGGCAGAAGAGGAGGUGGUCAACCUCCUAAAACUGAAAUCUCUGGAUUCGAACCAAUCCAACAUAGUUCGAUUCUAUGGGGUUUUUACCUGCCAAGGACACAUUUGCCUCGAGUUUGAGGCCCUUGACAAAAGUCUGUUUGACUUUAUGGAGGAAAAAGAGUUCCAGCCUCUCCUUUUGAAGGAAAUACGACCCAUCGUCCAGCAGAUCGCCGUUGCACUGGAGUACUUGAGGGCCGCUGGAAUAAUCCAUGCAGACCUCAAGUUGGAAAACGUCAUGCUGGUGGACCAUGCACAUGAGCCGUACAGGAUCAAAGUAAUUGACUUUGGCCUGGCCUGCCAUGUGUCAUCAACCAUGCUCGGCUCCUACAUCCAGACCCGCUACUACAGGUCUCCAGAGAUCAUUCUGGGUCUCCCGUUCACAGAGGCUGUAGACAUGUGGUCUCUGGGCUGCAUGGCUGCUGAGAUGUACCACGGCGAUCCACUCUACCCCGGCGGGAGCGAGUACAAUAUGAUGAGGUACAUGGUGGAGACUCAGGGUCAGCCACCAGACAAUCUGCUGACCCUCGGGCUCAAGACUGACCACUUUUUCCGGUCACAACGUGGUCAGAAAAAGCCCACCACCCGUCUCUUUGAACUCAAGACACCAGAGCAGUACCACAGAGAAACAGGGCAUCUGUCGGUGGAAACAAGGAGACGGAAACUUGAGUCUCUGUACGACCUCAUUGUACAGGUCACCAACCCAGAAAGUCCUGCUGAUAAAGUUGCGGUACGCAGCGACGAGCUGAUAUUCGUGGACAUGCUAGACAAAAUGCUCGAACUCGAUGCUGCCAGCAGAAUUACACCACGUCUGGUGCUGGAGCAUCAGUUUGUCAGCAUGGACCACUUGGUUUGCAUGUACCGCGACAGCUCCCACGUUAAGUCCUGCUUUCUAUUAAUGGACUUCUGUCGGAAUAACACCCCGGCCUCCGACAGUGGGGAGCUAGAGAGCAGGUCUCUGCAGCAGGACUAUGCUAGGACCAGCCAACCCCUCCGGCAGAACAUUAGUCCCUUUGCUGAGAGGAAUUACCUCAGCCAGGCCGGCUACAUCAGCCCUCAUCCCUGCACUCAGACGUCAGGGAUGAAACGAAAGGCCUAUGAUGACGAUGGAUCUGAAGACCAUCCGUCCAAGAAGAGCAAGCCUGGAUGGUACAGGGGAAAGAACAACUGUCCAGCCACCUCCAGCAGCACCCUGUAUGCCAGCACUAACAUCCAGGCUAGAUCUGCUGCUGUGAGGAACCCUCCUGCCCAGCCCCUGAACCAGAGCGUCAACAGCCACUCCUCCAAGAGCAGCCAGGCCAAGAGCUCCAUUGGGUCAGGAGUCAAAAGAAAGGCUGAUGGUGAUGAUGAUGAUCAUCAUCACACAGUAUCUGACCGAUAUAUAAGGUCACAUGAUGAUAGUAGGAGGUGCCGGAGAGACCACACAAGAACAUCUUCCCAAAGCUGCAACUCACCAAGGGUUAAGAGGAAGAGGUCUCAUGGUGACAACUAUGACUCUGAGAGGUCAGACCACGAGAGCAAGAGGGUAAAGAAAAGCUCUGCAGCUCCAUCCACCUGCAGCAGCAGCAGUUCGUGUACCCAGACUCUCCAUGUUCGGCCAAAUCGGAGGAUCAUUCCACCAGAGCACCACUGUCAGAGAGCACAUGACUCAUCCAGCACCUGGACCGAGAGCAGGGCUCGGUCAGGGCUGAAUGAUGAGAGGAGGACAGGAGAAGGAGGAAGAGAAAGAGGAGGACAGGAAGAGGAUGAGGACAGGUGGCGGAGGAGGAAAGAGAGGAGGAGGGAGGAGAGGAGGAGGAGGAGGAGGAGGAGGAGGAGAGGAGGACAAACAACCUCUGUGAAAACCAGGGACCACUAACCAUCUCCUCCACUUUGACCGAGGCUUGGUCAAUGCUUGCAGGCUUUUAUUGCCAGCAACAGAUUCAGCAUAUGUUUAUGAUUUGAUUGAUUUAUUGAUUUUUAUUUUCUUAGAAGAGUGUCGUGCACCGAAUUUAGAUGCCCAGCCCACAUGGACUUAAUUGCUUGAUUAUGAUUACUUUGUCAGAAAUACUUGAAUGUCAUGCAUGUUUUUGUUAUGUCAAA
This is a messenger RNA of Epinephelus moara (kelp grouper), 2312 nucleotides long. Its product is annotated as homeodomain-interacting protein kinase 1-like. Bases 1 to 2088 code for a protein of 695 amino acids. The transcript has 9 exons. Gene Ontology annotation, cellular component: cytoplasm; nucleus. NCBI's taxonomy places the organism in Eukaryota, Metazoa, Chordata, Actinopteri, Perciformes, Serranidae. The record is from RefSeq and is a predicted model, not a curated record. Gene Ontology annotation, biological process: peptidyl-threonine phosphorylation; peptidyl-serine phosphorylation. Gene Ontology annotation, molecular function: protein serine/threonine kinase activity; protein tyrosine kinase activity; ATP binding.